Penicillium nucicola is the source of this 1164-nucleotide messenger RNA. RefSeq lists its product as uncharacterized. Gene Ontology annotation, biological process: branched-chain amino acid catabolic process; response to nutrient. Bases 1 to 1164 code for a protein of 387 amino acids. Gene Ontology annotation, molecular function: catalytic activity. The record is from RefSeq and is a predicted model, not a curated record. The transcript has 3 exons. Lineage: Eukaryota; Fungi; Ascomycota; Eurotiomycetes; Eurotiales; Aspergillaceae.
AUGGCACCUCUCCGCACACCGCUGCGGUUUCUUGCCCAAGCACCUCGGCGAUCGUACUCCGGCGCGCCUACACCAUCGGCGAAGCUGAACUUGCCUAUUGACUACAAAACCACUCCUAUCUUGCAUCAUACAUCUUCUUCCUUGUCAAAUACGCCAGAACUUCCAGCUGCAGCUACCACUAAGCGACUAAAUUUCUUUCAAGCCAUCAAUUCUGCGUUACGAACCGCCUUGUCUACCUCCGACAAAGUACUUCUCUUUGGCGAGGAUGUUGCCUUCGGUGGUGUCUUUCGAUGCUCCAUGGACCUCCAAACAGAUUUUGGAUCAGAUCGUGUUUUCAAUACACCCUUGACAGAACAAGGUAUUGCGGGCUUUGCCAUUGGAGCAGCCGCGGAAGGGAUGAAGCCGGUAGCAGAAAUCCAAUUUGCGGAUUAUGUCUUCCCAGCAUUCGACCAAAUUGUCAACGAAGCAGCUAAGUUCAGAUAUCGUGAAGGUGGAACAGGGAUCAAUGUUGGUGGACUGGUGAUUCGUAUGCCAUGUGGCGCGGUUGGACACGGUGCCCUGUACCAUUCACAAUCUCCCGAAUCCCUAUUUGCACAUGUUCCUGGUGUUAGAGUAGUCAUGCCACGAUCUCCCUCGCAGGCAAAGGGCCUCCUCUUGGCCUCCAUCUUCGAACAUAACGAUCCGGUGAUUUUCAUGGAGCCUAAGAUUCUCUACCGCGCAGCCGUGGAACAUGUUCCUAACGAAUAUUACACCAUCCCACUAAGCAAAGCUGAAGUUAUAAAACCCGGCAAUGAUUUGACCAUCAUAUCUUAUGGGCAGCCUUUGUACAUGUGCUCUUCUGCCAUCUCGGCCAUCGAGAAGACCAUGCCGGGUGUCAGUGUGGAGCUUAUUGAUUUACGUACCAUUUAUCCUUGGGAUCGUCAAACAGUUUUGAAGAGUGUACGAAAGACUGGAAGAUCGAUUGUUGUUCAUGAAAGCAUGAUCAAUUAUGGUGUGGGUGCGGAGGUCGCAUCCACCAUCCAGGAAGGUGCAUUCCUGCGUCUAGAGGCCCCUGUCAAGCGUGUUGCGGGCUGGAGUACGCAUACCGGUUUGAGCUACGAGCAAUUCAUUCUGCCUGAUGUUGCAAGAAUCUAUGACGCUAUAAAACAGACUCUUGAAUACUGA